AUGUAUGCCCCGGGAGGCGCAGGGCUGCCCGGCGGGCGCCGGCGGAGGAGCCCGGGAGGCAGUGCGCUGCCCAAGCAGCCGGAGCGUAGCCUGGCCUCGGCCCUGCCGGGCGCCUUGUCCAUCACGGCGCUGUGCACUGCCCUCGCUGAGCCUGCCUGGUUGCACAUCCAUGGUGGCACCUGUUCCCGCCAGGAGCUGGGCGUCUCCGACGUCCUGGGCUAUGUGCAUCCGGACCUGCUGAAAGACUUCUGCAUGAAUCCCCAGACGGUGCUGCUCCUGCGGGUCAUUGCCGCCUUCUGCUUCCUGGGCAUCCUGUGCAGCCUCUCCGCAUUCCUCCUUGAUGUUUUUGGGCCCAAGCAUCCGGCCCUGAAGAUCACGCGUCGCUAUGCCUUCGCCCACAUCCUUACGGUCCUGCAGUGUGCUACUGUCAUCGGCUUUUCCUACUGGGCUUCCGAACUCAUCCUGGCCCAGCAGCAGCAGCAUAAGAAGUACCAUGGUUCCCAGGUGUAUGUCACCUUUGCUGUUAGUUUCUACCUGGUGGCAGGAGCUGGCGGAGCCUCAAUCCUGGCCACGGCAGCCAAUCUCCUGCGCCACUACCCGACAGAGGAGGAGGAGCAAGCGCUGGAGCUGCUGUCUGAGAUGGAGGAGACCGAGCCCUACCCCUCGGAAUAUGAGGUCAUCAACCAAUUCCAGCCGCCCCCGGCCUACACACCCUGA
This is a messenger RNA of Pipistrellus nathusii (Nathusius's pipistrelle), 717 nucleotides long. NCBI's taxonomy places the organism in Eukaryota, Metazoa, Chordata, Mammalia, Chiroptera, Vespertilionidae. The record is from the annotation of a GenBank genome assembly.